This is a messenger RNA of Psylliodes chrysocephalus, 2913 nucleotides long. The record is from the annotation of a GenBank genome assembly. Lineage: Eukaryota; Metazoa; Arthropoda; Insecta; Coleoptera; Chrysomelidae.
GUGAUCAAGAAUCUUAUUUACGGUCAGUUGCAAAUCUUAUGAUGCUCGCGAAAAAAAUAAUUGUUAGUUUAGACUCAGUUUCACUCCCAGGAAAUUAUUAGAGAUAAAGAAAAUGUUUGGUUUUGAUUCACGUUUGAAAGUUUAAGUUUUAGAAACAAUUGGCAGUUACUUCGAAAAACAUGAAUUCUUAUUACGGUGAAGAUAAUUCCGAAGAUUUGGACAAGGAAUGGGAAGAUUUCACUAAGCUUUUGGAUAAGAAAAAAAGAAAUAGUUCACAAGGAUUUUACCCAUGUCCGCCUCCGGAAGAUGUCGAAGACUACGUACAAACUAUUAUGUAUGGUCGAUAUAACAAACAAUUGAGUGAAUUGUCAAGAUUGGAGUCACUUAAAGCAGCGGAGAAAAAACGUAUAAAAGAUGAAAAAGCUCGAAAACGUGAAUUCAGAGGGUUUCAAGGAAAAUUUUCCAAAUCCAUUUCGUUGUUAUGGAGACAUACUUUUGCAAAGCUGGGAGAAGACUGGGUAUUUUUAGCAUUGUUAGGAAUUAUAAUGGCGAUCCUCAGCUUCCUGAUGGAUAGAGGGAUAUCGAUUUGUGACAGUGCAAGAUUGUGGUUAUUCAGAGAUCUUACAUUACAUCCUGCAGCCCAAUAUGCAGCAUGGAUAUCUCUUCCACUUUGUCUUAUUCUAUUCAGCACCGGAUUUGUUCAGUUAGUAGCACCACAAUCAAUUGGUUCUGGUAUUCCCGAAAUGAAAACCAUUCUUCGAGGAGUUACCUUAAAAGAAUAUUUAACAUUUCGAACUUUAAUAGCAAAAGCUGUAGGUCUCACAGCAACCCUAGGUAGCGGUAUGCCCCUAGGAAAAGAAGGUCCUUUCGUGCACAUUGCCAGUAUUACAGCUACUCUACUAAGCAAACUUGUAACAGGAUUCCAAGGUAUCUACGAAAACGAAAAUAGAACAAGCGAAAUGUUAGCAGCAGCUUGUGCUGUUGGAGUUGCCAGCUGUUUUGCAGCUCCAGUUGGAGGUGUACUCUUUAGUAUAGAAGUAACAACUACCUAUUUUGCUGUGAGAAAUUACUGGAGGGGGUUUUUCGCUGCAGUUUGUGGUGCAACUACAUUUCGAUUAUUAGCAGUCUGGUUUCAAAGGCUGGAUACAGUGAGUGCAGUAUUUAAAACUAAUUUCUACAUGGACUUUCCAUUCGAUCCUCAAGAACUAUUUGUAUUUGCAUUGAUGGGAGCUAUUUGUGGUCUAGGUGGCGCUGUAUAUGUUUGGAUGCAUAGGCAGUAUGUAAUGUUUAUGAGAAAUAGCAAAAUUAUAAACGGUUUUUUAAAACAAAGUCGAUUUCUGUACCCAGCUUUAGUAUCAUUAUUGGUAUCAACUGCAACGUUUCCCCUAGGUACUGGCCAGUUUAUAGCAGGUGAUUUAAAUACGCAUGGUCAAGUUGCGUCACUUUUUAGUAACUUCACAUGGACUAAUUCAAAUGUAACGGUAGCUCAUGAAGAGCUUUUGGGUCACUGGAGGACAGAAUGGACCAGCGUAUACGUGAGCUUGGCUUGCUACACAGCUUUUACAUUCUUCUUCUCAAUAAUAUGUUCCACGGUUCCAGUCCCCAGUGGAAGUUUCAUCCCAGUAUUCAAAAUAGGUGCUGCUUUUGGCAGAAUUGUUGGAGAAUUAAUGCACAUGUGGUUUCCCACAGGAAUGAGGUAUGGAGGAAAAAUUGCUGAAAUAGUACCAGGUGGUUACGCUACAGUUGGUGCUGCUGCUUUUAGUGGUGCCGUGACCCAUACCAUUUCCGUUUCCGUAAUAGUUUUCGAAAUGACUGGACAAAUCACUCACAUUAUACCAAUAAUGAUAGCAGUUUUAAUUUCGAAUGCAAUCGCUAGUCUUUUAUAUCCAAGUAUAUACGACAGUAUUAUCCUGAUUAAGAAACUACCGUAUUUACCGGAUCUAUUGCCCAGCAGUAGUGGUAUGUACAAUGUAUAUGUUGAAAACUUCAUGGUGCGGGACGUUACGUACAUUUUCUAUGGAAUGUCUUAUCAACAACUGAAAGUUUUACUAAAAGAAAAUAGACAACGAAAAAGUUUUCCCCUAGUGGAAAAUCCAGAUAGUAUGGUUCUCUUAGGAUCAAUACAACGAAUGCCGCUUAUCCAAGUUAUCGAGAAACAAAUCGGGAAAGAGCGAAGACUGCAGGUGGCUGCUAUACGACAAAGAGAAGCUGAAGAAAAAGCUAGAGAAGAAGCUGAGCGUCUGGCGGACGAACGGAAUAACAAACGUAGAUCGUCAAGAUUCCAAGUGGUGCCAGCACCCGAUAUUCUGCACAGACAAACAUCAGAAAAUCAGCUGGAUCACCCAACCUACAAUCCAGUAUUUGGUACACAACCAAAGAAAUCUAUUCUAAAAAAGACUAAUUCUUUUACACUUAAAGGAUUUUCACCAUUUUUGAGCACAAGUCCUGGAACAACUCCUUAUACUACAGUUACUGGGGCCGAAAGUAGAAUACGUUCUGCAUUCGAAGCUAUUUUUAGAAAGUCUACCCAACUUCAAGAUGUCGACAAUGAUUCUAUUGCUGACGAUUGUCCACCUAGUCCUAGUACAAUGAAGAAAGUCCAACUGCCCACCGAAAGGAUCUGUGAUAUGAGUCCGGAAGAUCAAAUCAAAUGGGAAGAGGAACAAAUGCAAUUGCCUAUCGACUUUUCUCAAUGUCAAAUAGAUCCAGCUCCAUUCCAACUAGUAGAAAGAACUUCACUCUUAAAAGUUCAUUCGUUGUUCUCGUUAGUGGGUGUAAACAACGCCUAUGUCACUGCCAUUGGUAAAUUAGUAGGAGUUGUAGGUUUAAAAGAAUUACGAAAAGCUAUUGAAGAUGCAAAUAGUGGAAAUAUACCAUCAAGUAUAGACAAUUCUGUGACUCUGAGCAAUGGUA